Asparagus officinalis (garden asparagus) is the source of this 1335-nucleotide messenger RNA. RefSeq lists its product as uncharacterized. Gene Ontology annotation, molecular function: nucleic acid binding; aspartic-type endopeptidase activity; zinc ion binding. The record is from RefSeq and is a predicted model, not a curated record. The transcript has 2 exons. NCBI's taxonomy places the organism in Eukaryota, Viridiplantae, Streptophyta, Magnoliopsida, Asparagales, Asparagaceae. Gene Ontology annotation, biological process: proteolysis. Bases 1 to 1335 code for a protein of 444 amino acids.
AUGAUGAGAUCUAGAAUUGCUCGUGCAUCCACCUCCGGAAACCCAAUAGAUAACAAUGCAUUGAUGGAUCUAUUACAAGCGGUGACAUCUAUAGUUACCAGACAACAAGAUGAAAUUGAUCGUAAUCGGACGAAUGGUCAAAACGAGGAGCACCCAAAAUUAAGAAGUGGCAUGGGAGAAUUCAAGAAACUAUCUCAACCCAAUUUUGAGGGAACAACUAAUCCUAUGAUUGCUGAGCAUUGGAUCACAGAAAUGGAGAAGGUCUUCACAUACAUGAAAUGCCCUGAAGAGGAGAAGGUUGAUUAUGCAGUAUAUAUGUUAAAAGACCGCGCUUACGGGUGGUGGCAAAUGCAGGUCAGGACGUUGGGAGAGAAAGCAUACAAGUUAUCAUGGGAGGAGUUUAAAAAGAUUUUUUAUGAAAAGUAUUUUCCUUCAACUGUUCGCAAACAAAAAGAACAUGAGUUUCGAAAAUUGGAGCAAGGUGACAAGACGGUAGCUGAAUAUGAAGAAGAGUUCACUUAUCUAUCAAAGUUUGACAUUCACUUGUUGGGUAAUGAGGAAGAUAGAGCUCGUCGCUUCGAGGAAGGGCUUCGACCGGACAUCCGAAAGACGGUCAGUGCAUUUGAACUCCCUACAUAUGGAGAAGUGUUAAAGAAGGCCUUGUUAAUUGAGAAAAAUGAAAUUGAUACAAAGCCAAAGAACGAGACGAGCAGCUCCUACCCAAAGAAGCGGUUCUGGCAGGAUAAUCGCGGUGGAAGAAAUAAGAAUUGGAGAAACAAAAAGCAAAAUUUUGGACGCAGAGAGGAGCAAUUUCCAAAUCAGAAAACUUUAAGAUGUGAUGUUUGUCAUAAGCUUGGGCAUGAAGCGAAAAGUUGUUGGAGAAAUACUGGGGCUUGUUUGAGAUGUGGUCAGAAAGAUCACAAGAUAGCAAAUUGUCCCCUACAACAACCAUCUCGGAAUAAUUUCCAGACUGGCCAGUCCAGUGGUGGGAAUCGGUAUCCUCAAGCUAAGGCCCGAGUUUAUUCUCUAACUGAGAAGGAAGCAGAAGCAAACCAGGAUGUGGUGACAAGUACGCUAACUUUUGCAUCAGUUCCUGCUCGAGUACUAUUUGAUUCUGGUGCAUCGCAUUCCUUUAUUGCUGCACAGUUUGUUAAGAGAAACAAAUUUCCAUGUGAUACCCUACAACAAGAAUUGCUUGUUAAUACACCUGGAGGAUGGGGGACUAGUGGCAUAGAUCCAGAUCCAAUGUCUGAUUCUGUUGAUAGCCAAGACUCAGAGGAGACUGAACCAACUGAGGAGAAGUCUAGUUCCAGCAGCUCUUCUUCAGGGAAAUAG